AGAUUAAAUAGAUGUAUGCUAGCUGCUGCUGCUGCUAACUACCGAAGACAGCAGGUGCCCAGUGGUGCCUUGUCUUGUCCUGAAACAACCGCAUGGAUCACAAUGAAAACCGUGGGACACUCAGUCCAAACAACGAUGUGGGAGAACCUGAACUGUGUCUGUCCAGCGCCCCCUGUCAAACGGAAAGUGGAGGUACCAUCUUGCUACAGCUGUUUGAAUUUAAAACCCAUCUUCUGGAGGCUGUAGAGGAGCUGCAUAUCAGGAAGGAUGCUGAGACACGCUUUGAAGAUCAGAUCAGUAAACUGGUUUUGGAGAAACAAGAGCUGGAGUGGGAGAAGGAAGCUCUUCAACAUCAGCUUGAAAGAGCUGUGAACCAGCACUCCGAGUCACUCACCAGCGUUAAGAAGCAGUUUCAGGCCCAAAUCAGAAACAUCGAGGAGGAGAAGGGGAAGUACCAGGUCAGUGCUGAGUUGAAGGACAAGGAAAUUAACAACUUAAAAGAAGAGCUGAGGUCGUUGCAGUUGCUGAAGUACAACUUGGAGAAGAAAUCAAACGAGCUGGAACAGAAAUUGGCCUUGCAGAGCAGGUCAAAGGACAGUCACUUGAACCAGCUGGGGGAAGUGGAGAAGCGAUUUGGGGCUCUGUCGAGGCAUUGCGCCGUGGUCAAACAGGCACAUGAGAAACUGGAGCAAAAUGUUGAUGAGGCCAUGAGGCUCAAUAACAAACUGACUUCUGCAAAUAAAAAACAAGAGGCCACCAUUGUUUUCAUGACAAAGGAAUUGGACGAAGUGAAUAACAAGCUAAUCAAAGUCCAGGUGAUGUCGGUCCGACAUGACAGGUCUCACAGUCACACAGCUCAAAAGCAGGAAAUGCAAAAGCUGCUUCAAAAACUGAACAUGGAAACUGAAAUGAACAAGAAACUCCAGGUGGAGAAUGUAGCUGUGCGAGCAGAGAAGCAGGAGGUGAUGAAAUCUCUGCACCAAACCCAGGAGCUGCUGUUGAGUCAGACACAAACAAUAAGCAGAGUCGAGCUUGAGCUGCAGACACAAAGAGAGCAGUGCCAGGCCCUUAAGCAGGAACAUGAAGUGAUGCGAGACAAACGCAAGGCAGCGGAAGAUAAGGUGGCCCAACUGAUGGAGAGCUACGCUGCCUCAAAGACGAGCUGGCACAAAGAGAAGAAAACGCUGCUUGAUUCUACCAAGAGUGAACAGCAAGACCUUCAGUCACUGAAAGAAGCUUAUCAUGUGCUUUAUCAGAAACACUCUGAACUGUCCUUUCUGGCCAAGGCACAGGCACAACAUAUAUCUGAAUUAGAGGUCUCCCCUCUUAAUGAACUCACCUCCAGCUCUCACUUGACCUCUCAGAGAAAAAACUCAGACAGGUCUGAAGACACAGGAGCUGUGACCAAGCUUGUUGGAGCAACUGGAGGACAAGAAGUCCUAAAGCAGCAACCACAGUCUGGAUUCAAACAGUCCCUGAACACCUCACACCUGUUCACCUGCUCACUUAUCACCAGCAGUGAGAUCGAUCCUGCUGCACUGUCAGAUUUGACUCAUACCACUUCCUCUGUGUCUGACUAUGAUCAAAUCAUUGGCAAAGGCUGCUCUGCUGCAUCUGUGCCAAACCCUGACCACAGUUUAAUCACAGAGACUGCAGGUUUAAAAAACACAAAUGAUGAUGACGAGAGCAUUGGGAUGAAUGAGAAAAAAUGUGGAGGAAAGGAUGAUGAGGGACAACAAAAGAGCAACAGAGAAGAAGAGGAAAGGAGUGAAAAAGAGGAUGUAAACCAGGAAAGAAGUGCUGAAGAGAAGAGAGGAACAGUCAUGACCCAGAAAAGUGGUACAGUAGACAGACGGGAGGACGGCCAGGGUUCAGCAGAGGAUGCUGGGAACACCAGAAACCCUGAAAGUGAGACAAGAGAUAGAGGAGUGGGACAAGGGACAGAAGGAGCAAAGGAGAGAGGACAGAAACUAGCGCACACACUGGAAACACUGAUACUGACCCAGACAACUACAGAGAAGAGCAACACACUUCAGGUCACUGACUUCAUGGACACUGAGCCUUCACUGGCUGUGUGUGAGCCUUUAGACUGUUCACAAAGUCUCUGUGAGCUGGAUGCUGUCUCCAGCCAUGUGACCAAAGCAUGUGGUACUCGGAGAGAAGAACAGUCACUCAGUUUUGGUGACAGCAUCAGUCAUGGGCCUGAUCCUGUCUUUCAAGAGCAAAAUCUCUGUCCUGGUGAGGUCCAAACUCAUUUGCAAAGCCAAAUUCAUCACAUUUCUGAGAAAACCACAAGGGAAACACCAGCAGAUAAAUCAGCUGAACUUUCAGAACCUCUUAGUCAAGCCAUGGUUUGUAGUGCACAGACAAAUUCUGCACCAGUAAUUACUCAAAGAGCGUUUAUUGUCACUAUCCAAGAAUCAGAGACAACUACAGGCCAAACAAUAGAGAGCGAUAAACCUUCUGAUAUUACCAUCAACGUGAAGCAGUCAGACGACGUGUGUCAUAAAUAUGUGAGUGAAGACAGUGUUUCAGCCAAACUCACGGUAGAACCGCAAACAUGUCCUCAAAGUCAGGAAGUCUCAGAGCAAGAGAGCAAACGACUCAAGCUUCUGGCAACUAAUGAUGAUGAUGAUGAUGAUUCUAGUGUGAAGAGGGAGCAUCACUCAAAUGUGGUCACACAAGAGAACUGCGACCGUGAUGCCGUCCAAGAACCUGUAGAAGAAUGUGCUGUGACGGAUGUCUCUGUUGAUAUCACAAUGGACGUUGAGGACACGGAACCUGAGGCGGAGUCUGGCAGUGUUCAGGACGAUAUGAAAAAGGACAAAACAGCAGACAUGGGAGAGACAAAGGAAUCUAAAAGUGACACUGAUAUGAAACUGUCCGUCGCCUCAACUGGACCCAGGUCGUCGUUUGAUUUGAUCCCAGUCCUGCAUCAGUUUGCUCAGGGAUCUGAGCAGAACAAGAGUGGGUCUGGUGGAAGCCUCAGACAUCCUCCCAGCAGAAUACUCAUGUUCCCCAGAAGCAGGCAGAGCAAAGUCCCCUUGGUAAUUACCAGAGCGUCGGAUCUGUUGAAUGCCUCCAGUGUCUCUGGGAAUGUGGCUUCCUCCACAAGACACCAGCAGGGAGAGUGGAAGGCUUUGGGAGAGACGUUCAGAGAGACGAGAGCAGCAGAUACGGAGAACAGAGCUGCUUUGACUUCUUUCCCAGUCUCUGCCUCCAGCAGCACAGUCAGUGGACAGACGUGGCUGACCACUCCAGGGUGCAGCAGAGCUCCUGGGUCGACAGUGGCCCCACUUUCAGACUGUGACUGGGAAACGUCCUGCUCUCAGGAGAGAGAGGAGCAGCAAUCAUCAUUCAGAGCUCAGAUUUACAAAAUCGAACAGUUUCUCAUCGCCGAGAGACUCCGACAGCCCAAACGACGAAAAACUGAGUGAACUGCAUCUACGGUCUGAGGCAACUCACACUUACAGAUCUACAAUUUAACUUUAACAUCAUUUAUAUAGAUCGAGUACAUGUUCCUUUCAACCAUAUAGAUUAUUCAUGUAUUUGAUUUGCAAAUGUCUUUUUUGCAAAAUUGCCUGUUGGCAUUACUGUUCAAACAAACGUGUACAUAACAUUUUGUACACAAAAAGUUUCAGGAAUUAUUUGCCUGGAUGUUAAUAUACAUUUGUGUUGUUAUAUUUACUAUAUUUUAUACAUUCAUUGUUGAAAUUUAUGCAUUCUCAUAUACUCAUUAUACAUAUAUACAUACAUACAAGUGCGAUCCCUGUCCAUCCGCUGCUCAAAGUCAGACAAACAAACACAGUUAAAAACAUAAACUAUUUUAUUACUGAUAAACUUGUGAUGUUUUCCAACUCUGACUUCACUUUUACACCCACCCCAAAACUGUUUUACAAAAGAAGAUUUCACACCUAAUUUGUGAUUUGUAGCUAAUUAUUUCGUGGGUCCCACUGAGAACUCACAUUUAUGUGGGGGUUUAUUGUUUGGAUGCAGCGAUUUAUUGACUUGUACACUGGUAUUGGUUGAUAUUCACCUUUUUGACUGUUAGCAAUUUAAAUAAUUAGUUGAAUAAAUGAGCACAAAUUGACCUAAAACUGUUAUAUUGAAGGUCAUUGCAUAAAUGUGUAUAUGUUAAUUCAAAAAUAGGCUGAGAGUGUGAAGCACUAAAAAUUCAUCAAUACAACAUCAAUACAAUCACAAACUUUACAAUCAGUGCACCAUUAAUUCAUUAGGGUCAUGUAUUCAUAGCACGUCAUGCAUUUCACAGACACAAGCCAAACAAAUAAACAGUGAAUGCCAGUCGCUGAGGCCUGUAACUGUUAACAUGCUAAUUAACAUUAAUUAGCUUCAGGGCUAAUCAGGGUUGCAUGUCUCAGAGGAACUCUUUAAUUGUGAGGCACCUUUGGUCGACACCAUGUUGUUGUUGUUGGGGCAAUUACAACUUGGGACACAACUGGUAAAAAAAUCCGUUAACCCCCUAUUAACAUAAAUUAAGAGAUAACAAUUAGUGCAAACUUGUUAACCCUAAUUAACAAAGAAUCAUUAAGGGAGCACACAUUCCAAUUAACAUGUUCUAACAAGCCUCUCGUUAACUUUAUGUUCCCUCUGUGUACGACAGUGAGCAGCAUUUAACAGCCAACCACUGAUACUCAGAUCCUCAUUACUUUGCCUGCUGCAUGUGGAAUUCACAUGUCCGGUGAUUUAAUGUCCUGUACAAGAACAGGAUGGUAAAAUAGAGCUUUCUUCUCUAAGACAGAGCUUGAAUUACAGUUUUUCCUUAGUUGCUUUGGUUUAUCUCUAAAAUCACCUUAAUAUUUGCUAGGCAGUGAGGGGAGUGUACCUGUAAAAGUGCAUCACUUGCUUAAAAAUCCACAUUUUAACUCUCAAAAGUAAGAUGUUUGACUAAAUGAAAAUAUCAGCGUCACCAGAAAGACAAGUCACUGAGACCAAAUGUUUAGUCACUGAAAAGUAAAAGGUAUAGCUAUAUACUAUGUGGUUAAGUUCUUUAAGCAAGAGAUUGCCCAUGGUCCACAUUUACAUUUUACAUGUAACUUUGACAUUUCAUUUGUAAAGAAAUGUUUAAAGUCAUAUUGAAGUUCAUAUUUAUCCAACUGCUCUUAAUGAAAAAUGGAAAACGUAGCUGUGUGAGAUAAUUUAUAAUAUAAAU
Molecule: messenger RNA, 5170 nt
Organism: Solea senegalensis (Senegalese sole)
Lineage: Eukaryota; Metazoa; Chordata; Actinopteri; Pleuronectiformes; Soleidae
Product: myosin heavy chain, skeletal muscle, adult-like
Exons: 21
Coding region: 93-3437 (1114 amino acids)
Source: RefSeq, a predicted model, not a curated record